AUGGAGUCGCCCGGUGCAUAUCCAGAGUCCCCUCUGGACCCAGAUGACGUUGUCUACCCUUGCAAGAACUGCGGAGAGAUUCUGGAAGAGGGCAAGGCAUUCGAACUAGCUGGGAACCGAUGGCAUAUCGAUUGCUUUCGCUGCAAUACCUGUGGCACUCUCCUCGACUCGGAUGCGAACCUCCUCCUCCUCGGCGAUGGCUCCCUCAUCUGCAACAACUGCACAUACAGCUGCAAUCACUGCGGGAACAAGAUCGAGGAUCUGGCAAUCCUCACGGGGGACCAGGCAUUCUGUGCCAACUGCUUCCGCUGCAGGAAUUGUAAACGGAAAAUCGAGAACCUGCGCUAUGCGCGCACGUCACAGGGCAUAUUCUGCAUGUCGUGUCAUGAAUCGCUUAUGGCUCGACGUCGUAAAAAGUCCAAGAAAGCCCCUCCAGCGUCAACUGGGGCUAUAUUCGACAAGUCUCUACCUGCAUUGCCGCCCAGUGCCCUUCCGUCGAGCACAUUCACCCCCGACAUGGAUACCCCCUCGUCUGAACAGUACUCGGAACCACCAACCACCGACACUUCUCCCCGACCGCGUGGCUCCAGUAUGCGGAAAGACUCUUCCCCUGGCACUUUCCGCAGAGAUGCUUCUCCUGCGUCUCUUGAGGCGCCGAAAGGUACAACCCUCCCCGCAAGCACCUACAAGGACCCCAAACAAGCCGAUCCAUCCGACAACGGCGACGAUGGCAUUCUCCUCCCGUUUGCACUUGACCCAACAGUCGUUCCAGGGCCGUCCCCGCUUGGCCAGUCUCGCAAAUUCAAUGAAGGCCCGGUGGAGGCUGGCCACACCAGGGGACAGGACUCCAAAACCGGGAGAGAUUAUUUCAAUCGGCCAUCGAACACAUCGCAUCGCGAUAUGCUCAAAGAGAAUAGACCAGGCUCGUCCCGAUCAGCAUCAACUGAGAGAGACCGCCCGUCGGCGAAGCCUUCACCAGCGGCAGCGAGUCCCCACAUUGCAUAUCAGGAGAAGGGGCGUGCGACUUCAGAUAACCUGGUGGAGUCUGUUCGGAAGCGGAAGGAGCCAAUGCCGCCGCCUUCGUCCACCGCGUCGCCUAUCAUUGGGAAUGACCGGUCGCGUACGCAAAUGGCGAGCCCACAAACAGCAUCUUCAAGCCAGAGCGAUGCAUUCAAGUUGCAGGAAGUGCCUAAAAAUAAGAAAACCGCAUCUAGAAGCGGCUCGAGAUCGGAGCUGCGGUCUUCAUUGCAAAAUUCACCUGCAGUAGAUGCGGCAGGCAGGACGCUGAGUCCACAGCUUGAAGGGUCGUCGCUGUCGUCUUCACCUGUGGCUACGGAUUCGCGGGCUCGCGAAGAGUCGACAUCUUCGCAGGCCUCUUCGUACAGCUCAACACAGAAAGUGGUGGAGCGGCCAAAGCGGGAGGACUCUCUUAAGCCGGGACUCGCGCGGAAAGAUGCCCCUUCCAAAUCCUCGCCUUCCACGCCCACUGCCCCAGCGCAUGAGCGGAAGAUAUCUGCUGGGGGAGUUAGGUCGCAGAUGAACGGCGGUUACACCAUCUCCAGUCCCAUUGAGUCCCCAACGUCAAAGAGCAUCCUCAAUACGCCCGAUCCGCCCUCUCGGUCCGCUGACCGCCCUGGCGCAGGGCAGACCGGCGACAAUUUCACCUCACCUCGCGCUCCGCCCGCUCCACCACCACCCCCACCCCACCAACACAGGAUGAAUGAUUCUGUCAGCACGGUGCAAAGCGACCACACCCAUGGCUUCGCCUCUGCAGGCCUCCCGCGGUAUAGUACCCAAGGCGACUUUUCAAUGGACGAGGACCUAGCUCGAUUGUUGAUGAGCCAAGAGCACGGCGACAAAGAUCCGUCUGUGCUGCGACGGGUAGGGUCUCGAGUGUCGGCUGGCGGACAUAAGAAGUGGCCCGCCAACGGGUCGAUCGACCUUAUAAGCAGCCCCACCAUGCCCUCCCCAGACUCCAAGGAAGAGAACUCCAAUCUGCGAAACGAGUUGCGGAGAGCCCAGCAAAGAAUCGCGGAACUGGAAGCUGAGAAGAAUGACUUGCGCGAGACUGUCAACAACGCCUCGGACCUCAAGCAGGCCAACACUAUGCUAAGGGAAAAGCGGAACACAAUGGCGGUCCUGGAUACCCAGCGCGAAAUGGUUAUUAGAGAGCUAGAAAUCAUGACCGACCAUUUGAAAAAGGCCAAGGAUAACAACCAAUCCUUGGAUAUCAAGGAGCUCAAGUCGGACAUUCUGCGAGACUUUGGGGCUUCGCUCCAAAAAUUGAAAGACCAGCUUGGAGGACAAAUCGAAGAGCUGAUCACGAGACGGACGGAUCUGACUAACGAAAUUUCUAAUCUUAUCCAGAUGAAGGACAAAGGGUUCCAAGAGUACGAGUCUCUGAGCGCCCAGAACACGAAGCUCUCGAACAUGAACCGGGAUUUGAUCGAAACCAUUCAAAGGUCUCUAAAAGAAAACAAGCACCACAAUGGAAGCAACUCCAUUGAUGGCGGACGGCCUGCGAACGGGCUCGGGAUCUAUCAUGCUCAGCAAAAGGGCAAACCCGACUUAUCCAUGGAUUUACACGCAAUCACACACGAGCAUUCUUACUCGAACCUGAUCCAAGAGGCAGAUGCUGAAGCAACAAUGGUUUCCGCGCCUCAGGUCGUCAACAUCCGCAAGGGGAAGCCGAAUAAGUUCAAUUGGAAAAAGGGCGGUCAAGGCCUCGCCAAGAACGUGACUAAGGGCAUCAAGGGCGCCUUUGCUUCUGAAAAUCGCCGUGAAGACCAGUACAACAUCAACGUCAUUGGGACACCUUACGGAUCGAUACCUCCAUCUUCGGAUACUUCCUCGAUGGCAUCCGCCGCCAGAACAAGAGACGAGGCUGCCAGAAACGAGGCCGCCAGAGGGUGGUUCUCACAGAAGGGAGCUCCCGGCAAGCCGGACAGGUUGCAGAAGACUUCACAAAACAACAACAGCAACACCAACUUGGCCGGAGAGCACAGUUCAGUUUUGUUUGGCUCUGAUCUGACGGCUCGAUGCGACUUCGAGAAACGAGUUAUUCCUAGUAUUGUGACUCGAUGUAUCGAAGAGGUUGAAUUGAGAGGCAUGGACGCCGAAGGUAUUUAUCGGAAGAGCGGCGGCUCCGGCCAAGUUAAUAUCGUGCGGGGUGGGUUCGAGAAGAGUCCCGACUACGACAUCUCCGACCCGGAUUUAGAUAUCCACGCUGUCACAUCUUGUCUGAAGCAGUAUUUCCGGAGAUUACCUGUACCGUUGAUCACUUACGAUGUUUAUGACCAAUUCCUUGAAGCAGGGCAAAUGCAAGAUACCCAGGAAAAAGCGAACUCGAUUCUGGCAGCGGUUAACGAAUUGCCACGAGCCCAUCGCGAUUGCCUCCAAUUCCUCGUAUUUCAUCUUUCCCGGGUUAUUCAGCAUGAAAUGGAGAAUCUCAUGACUCCACUCAACCUUGCUGUGGUUUUCGCACCUACCAUCAUGCGCCCGAUGACUCUGGAGCGCGAAAUGACCGACGUGCAGCAACAACGUGUGGCUGUCCAAGCGCUACUUGAAAACCACAAGUUCGUCUUCUCUGAGGACUAA
Mytilinidion resinicola is the source of this 3597-nucleotide messenger RNA. RefSeq names its product RhoGAP-domain-containing protein. NCBI's taxonomy places the organism in Eukaryota, Fungi, Ascomycota, Dothideomycetes, Mytilinidiales, Mytilinidiaceae. The coding region runs from base 1 to 3597 and encodes 1198 amino acids. Gene Ontology annotation, cellular component: cytoplasm. The record is from RefSeq and is a predicted model, not a curated record. Gene Ontology annotation, biological process: regulation of GTPase activity; signal transduction. The transcript has 9 exons.